CUCGAUAUUUUUCCCUUCCCUUGCCUAACUGCUCCAGCCAGGCUGUUGAGUUGAACUUGCUCGGGUGGCUCUACUUCCAUUGCCGUUGCCCGAGCUCUCUCCUCUGCUGAAGCUCCGUCAUGGCGUCCGCUGCAGCAUUCUUCCUGUCUUCGUCUUCUCCGUCUCUGUACGCUCUUUCGGGCAGGACCCACAGAGCUUCUUUCUCCAUCAGGCCCGUUUCCGUCAGGGCCUUCUCAGCUUCAUUAGACUACUCCGCCGUCUCUGUCCCUGAGAAAUCUUCCACUCCAUUGAAGACGAAUAACUGGCGGUGGAGGUACAUGGACAAUUUUAUCAAUAUUCACUAUGAAGAGCACGAAAAGGAUGGAGGAGCAGAUCCUUCUAAGACCAUCCUUAUGAUACCCACCAUAUCUGAUGUGAGUACCGUGGAGGAGUGGAGAUCAGUGGCUCGAGACAUAGUCAAACGGGACAGUAAAGUCAACUGGCAAGCCACUAUUGUGGAUUGGCCUGGUCUGGGUUACUCCGAUAGGCCGAAGAUGGACUAUGAUGCGAAUGUGAUGGAGAAGUUCCUGGUCGACUUCGUAAAUUCACCUGAUAGCCCUCUAAGGAAUUCGGAUGAUUUGGUGGUUUUCGGAGGGGGGCAUGCGGCUACGAUCUUAGCUCGUGCUGCAAAGAAGGGAUUGGUGAAGCCUAGAGCAUUUGCUGCUGUUGCUCCCACCUGGGCAGGUCCUCUUCCCAUUGUGUUUGGUAGAGAUUCCAAUAUGGAAACGAGAUACGGGCUGCUUCGUGGAACAAUGAGGGCUCCUGCUGUUGGGUGGAUGAUGUACAACAUGCUGGUGAGCAAUGAGAAGUCGAUCCAAUCCCAGUACAAAUCCCAUGUCUACUCUGACCCAGAAAACGUGACCCCGAGCAUUGUCAAGAGCCGGUACGCCCUGACAAAACGGACAGGGGCUCGCUAUGUCCCUGCGGCUUUCCUGACAGGCCUCCUAGACCCUGUGAAGUCCCGGGAGGAGUUCCUUGGCCUCUUUGCAGGCCUGGAGGGAAAAUUCCCGGUUAUAGUCGUGUCCUCUGAAGGGGCACCAAAGAGGUCCAAGGCGGAGAUGGAGGCUCUCCGGGGAGCCAGAGGGGUCACCAAGUUCAUAGAGGUUAAGGGCGCUCUAUUGCCGCAGGAAGAGUACCCGAGUGUUGUCGCUGAAGAACUCUACCGGUUCUUGCAAGAGAGUUUCGAGUCCUAAGUGCUUUAGACCACCUCUUGUCAAACAGGUUCGGACUUUCUGCUGUUUCCUUCGAUGCUGAUUUCCUUACCAGGGCUUUCAAGUGUUUUGCCGGACCGAGUUAAUAGAAAAGCUUAGGAUUGUUGAGGACUUUUGUACAUUACUAUACUACAGAGAUUACACAUUAUAAUCUACAAAGAGAAAUUGUUUCUUUGCCUUC
Messenger RNA from Punica granatum (pomegranate), 1431 nucleotides. The record is from RefSeq and is a predicted model, not a curated record. NCBI's taxonomy places the organism in Eukaryota, Viridiplantae, Streptophyta, Magnoliopsida, Myrtales, Lythraceae.